Rotaria sp. Silwood1 is the source of this 282-nucleotide messenger RNA. Lineage: Eukaryota; Metazoa; Rotifera; Eurotatoria; Philodinida; Philodinidae. The record is from the annotation of a GenBank genome assembly.
AUGUUAAGUGCAUGUCCAUCACAUACAAUUGCUGAUGCAUUGUUUUCAUUGAAGUUAUCACGUUUCAGUGCUCAUCUUGAAGAAUUAGACAAUCGUUUAUUGCUUAUUGUUGGUCGAGAAUAUUAUCUGCAGUUAACGAGUAUUGAACAACGACGUCAAUUUGAACAAGCAUUCUUCAAUGAAUCGAAUCCAAAAAAUUAUAUGCUGAUUUACUUGCACACAUUCAAAAUACAAUCUUAUCAUGAUCUUGGUGUGGGUGUAGAUGUUGUUUGGAUGUGUUGA